CGGGAAUGUCAGGACUCCUCCCAGGCCCCCCGCACUUGAAAGGCAGGGUCUGGACCCCGCCCUGGCCCCAAGCACUGGGUCCAAGGUUCUGUGGCUCAGUCCCCCGCGGAGCCGACCGCUGGCGCGAUGGUGGCCGUCUGGCUGGUGCACGUCUGGCAGAAGCUGCUGCUCUGGGGCGCGCUCAGCGCCGUUUCCCUGGCGGGCGCCACCCUCAUCCUGAGCUUCCUGCAGAUGAUGGCGACCUACGCGCAUAACUGGCUGCAAAUGAGGCCCAUGCCCACCAUUCCCUUCGCCUACCCCUUCCUGGGACACGCGCUAAUCCUGGAGCGAGGAGGGAAAGAGUUUUUCCAGCAGAUGAUUUAUUACACAGGACGCAACAGACAUGUGCCAAUGGUAAAGGCCUGGCUUGGCACAGUACCAGUAAUAGCCAUGUUUAAGGCCGAAACUGUAGAGGCAAUUUUAACUAGCUCAAAGCAAAUUGACAAGUCUUAUCUGUACACAUUCCUACAACCAUGGCUUGGCCUAGGACUUCUUACCAGUACUGGAAACAAAUGGCGCUCCAGGAGAAAAAUGUUAACACCCACUUUCCAUUUUACCAUUCUGGAAGAUUUCUUAGAUGUCAUGAAUGAACAAGCCAACAUAUUAGUUAAUAAGCUUGAAAAACAUGUUGACGGAGAAAAAUUUAACUGCUUUUCUUACAUCACUCUCUGUGCCUUAGAUAUAAUCUGUGAGACAGCUAUGGGCAAGAAUAUUGAUGCUCAGACUAAUGAUGAUUCUGAGUAUGUUCGUGCAGUUUAUAGGAUGAGUGAUUUGAUACAUCGAAGAAUGAAGACGAUUUGGUUCUGGCAUGACGUUUUGUACCUUUUGUUUAAAGAAGGAUGGGACCACAGAAGGAACCUAAAGAUCUUACAUAAUUUUACCACCAAUGUCAUCAAGGAACGGGCCAAUGAAAUAAAGAGAGAUGAAGAAGGUAAAAGUGAUGGCAAAGGCACGACCCUCUCCAAGAGAAAACGCAAGGCUUUUCUCGACCUGCUUUUAAAUGUGAUGGAUGAUGAAGGGAAUAAGCUAAGCCUUGAGGCAAUUCGAGAAGAAGUGGACACUUUCAUGUUUGAGGGCCAUGACACAACUGCAGCUGGAAUAAACUGGGCCUUGUACCUACUGGGUUGCUAUCCAGAAGUCCAGAAAACAUUGGACAAUGAACUGGACGAAGUGUUUGGGAAUUCUGAUCGCCCUGUUACCUUAGAAGACCUGAAGAAACUUAAAUAUCUCGAGUGUGUUAUUAAGGAGACCCUUCGUAUUUUUCCUUCUGUGCCUGUAAUUGCCCGUGGUCUUAAUGAAGAUUGUGAUGUUGGGGGGUACAACGUCGUGAAAGGCUCUCAAAUACUCAUCAUUCCCUACGCACUGCAUAGAGACCCGAAGUACUUCCCAGACCCUGAGGAGUUCAAGCCAGAGCGGUUCUUUCCUGAGAAUUCGGUGGGACGCCAUCCAUAUGCAUAUGUGCCCUUCUCUGCUGGACCCAGAAACUGUAUAGGUCAAAGGUUUGCCAUGAUGGAAGAAAAGGUCGUUCUUUCAUGGAUCCUGAGGCAUUUUUGGGUAGAAUCCAACCAGAAAAGAGAAGAACUUGUUCUGGCAGGAGACCUGGUUCUUCGUCCUCUUAAUGGCAUCUGGAUCAAGUUGAAGAGGAGAAACAUAGAUGCAUCCUAACUCCAUUAUUGGGCUGUGCCAUAGUAGGAAUAAGGUCUUUGUUUAAGAAAAACUUUGCAUUUACAAUGUGUAGAUCAUGAGUUUAAUACUCUGAAUCCCUACACCUAUUUUUUUUUACCCCACUUACAAUGGGGUCAAGUCUAUCAAAGGAAGAGUUUUUAUAUUUUCAUCACCACCAUUAUCUUACCCUUGGUCAUGAUCCCAAACGGUGAGUUAACUGAUGUCCGUACCCAAAUAAACAUAUACAUUUCUCAA
This is a messenger RNA of Myotis lucifugus (little brown bat), 1959 nucleotides long. RefSeq names its product cytochrome P450 4V2-like. The record is from RefSeq and is a predicted model, not a curated record. The coding region runs from base 127 to 1704 and encodes 525 amino acids. Gene Ontology annotation, molecular function: heme binding; monooxygenase activity; iron ion binding. The transcript is spliced from 11 exons. NCBI's taxonomy places the organism in Eukaryota, Metazoa, Chordata, Mammalia, Chiroptera, Vespertilionidae.